CUUCUAGAGAGUCGUGUAGGUUUUUCUUAUUUUGCUUUUAAAAGCCACUUGGUGGCGGCUUUCGCUUGAACCUGCGGCGUUUGAAUGUUCGCUCUUUUUUUGCGCUCUCUUUUUUCCUUUCCCACAAACCACAAACCACAAACCACAAACCACAAACCUUUUACGACGCUCCUCGAUAAGGAAAUACAAAGAACCUGGGAAUGGAGAAGCAGACGAUAGCCGACCGAUACUUGAUCGCGUGAGAUGCCCCGCGGACUCAACCACCAUGGGCAGUCUCUGACGCCGCUGUACCCGGACCUGCACAAGGGCUUGAUUGCUGUGACGGUGCUGGCGUUUAUCUCAUUUCUGGCCUCCCUUGCUUUGUUUGGCUAUUUGACAGUCAAACUGGUGAAAUGGUACCUGAUUGUCGCCAAGACGCCCGUCGAGCAAGAUAGCGUCGCGCUCGACUCGGUGGACUCGGCGCCGACAAACCAGCAAGCCGACGACUUUAAGCUCGGUAUUGAUGGCAUCUUUUCAGACAAUGCAAGCUCGGCCGGCGGUGCCAGCAGCACGGCUCGCAGACAGCGGCGAUGCAGAGGCGCCCCCAAUCAAUCGCUUCUUCUUAUAUAUAACUUGGUCCUAGCAGACCUCCUUCAGGCCACGGCGUUCAGCCUCAACGCAUCGUGGCUUUUCCGAAACGGCAUCAUCGUGGGCACGGCCACCUGCUUCACGCAGGGACUGCUAGUGUCCAUUGGAGACCUCGCAUCGAGUGUCUUUAUCACGGCUGUUGCCAUCCACGCCUACCUUUCUAUUAUCAAACAGUACCAGCCCAAACAACGGACGCUGUACAUGACGAUUGCAUUAUUAUGGAGUUUUGUUAUUUUAAUCUCGACCCUGCCUAUUGCCGUAACCAGAAACGGCGCUGACAAUGGCGGCUACUUUGUUCGAGCUGUUGCUUGGUGCUGGGUCAACGAGCAAUACCAGACCUUACGAUUAGCCACCCAUUACGCAUACGUAUUCCUGGGCCUCUUCACCACCUCAGUCGUCUACACGACCAUCUACUUCAAACUCCGUUAUCGCAACUCACGACAAGCAAAGACCUAUACCGCCGACGGCCCCCUCACGACCACGCAAAACAGUUACGCUUUCCUUAUAUACCCCAUCAUUUAUGUUACUUGCACGCUUCCCAUUGCUAUUGGCCGUAUUAUUUCGAUGUCCGGCACACGGAUACCCGUCGAAUACUUUUGUUUUGCUGGAGCCAUGAUUGCAUUCAACGGAUUCUUCGAUUGCUUAUUAUAUACCACGACACGCAACUCCAUCAUCUUUUCCUCUGUGAGGGAAAUGGAUAUGCAGGAUACUGGCCUCUCGACAUUUACUUUUCUCACACCGCCUGCCAGACAGUUUGGCAACGUGAUAUCCGUUGAGACGGCCAAGAGAAAGAAGCGCCGCGAUGAAAAUGGAAAGAAGAAGGCCAACGCUUGGCAAUUUUUAGAUGACCAAGCAGAAUUCGGGUGCGCGCCCCAAAACAGUAUACACUUGGAUUUUAUCACCAGUGUUGUCAUAGAGCGGCAGCAAGCCAGUCUGGGCCGAUCAUAGAGCCUGCAAGAGCGUUGACUCUGAGCAGUAUGCACAGGCUACAUAUACAUUAAUAUAUACAUUACUAUAC
Messenger RNA from [Torrubiella] hemipterigena, 1645 nucleotides. NCBI's taxonomy places the organism in Eukaryota, Fungi, Ascomycota, Sordariomycetes, Hypocreales, Clavicipitaceae. The record is from the annotation of a GenBank genome assembly.